This is a messenger RNA of Coturnix japonica (Japanese quail), 3518 nucleotides long. It is a transcript of the gene NXT2, whose product is annotated as nuclear transport factor 2 like export factor 2. The record is from RefSeq and is a predicted model, not a curated record. Gene Ontology annotation, biological process: nucleocytoplasmic transport. Lineage: Eukaryota; Metazoa; Chordata; Aves; Galliformes; Phasianidae.
AGGCCGGAAGCGCUGUGGCGGAGCGCGGCAGGAAGUGUAGGCCGUUGAUCGGCGCGCACUUCCGCCGCCCGCCUCGCGCCGGGAGGGGCCGUCCGCGCCUGCUGCCGCCUCAUGGCCGCCUCUGUGGAUUUCAAAACCUAUGUGGAUCAAGCCUGCAGAGCUGCAGAAGAAUUUGUCAACAUUUAUUAUGAGACUAUGGAUAAAAGAAGAAGGGCUCUGACCAGGCUGUAUUUGGACAAAGCAACGUUAAUUUGGAAUGGUAACGCAGUCUCUGGACAAGAGGCACUGAAUGAGUUUUUUGAAAUGUUGCCAUCCAGUGAAUUCCAGGUUAAUGUGUUGGACUGCCAGCCUGUUCAUGAGCAAGCUACUCAAAGCCAGACAACAGUCCUCGUGGUGACUUGUGGGACAGUAAAAUUUGAUGGCAACAAGCAGCGCUACUUCAACCAGAACUUCUUGCUGACAGCACAAGCCACAUCUAACAGCACAGUGUGGAAGAUCGCGAGUGACUGUUUCCGCUUUCAGGACUGGGCCAACUAGUGAGGACUGGCUACAGGAAGCGACCUCUCAUUCCACGUAAUGAAGCUAGCUGUUCAGUUGGCCGCUCUCCGAGCGUGGGCUGUGCUCAGUCUUCAUGUUGCAUCUGUCAUUAUGGAAGGUCUGCGGAUGUCUCAGGCUCAAUCCCAGUGACCGUGGCUUUUUUAAUAAACAAUCUGAAAAUGUAACGGGUUGCUCAUGUUAGUUGAACGUAAUGAAAUGCUGAAGGAGUUGAACCUAAGGAAACGCAGAAGGUAAUGAGCUGUGUUGGAAUCAUUCCUAAAAUGCCUUACGUGCAGCUGUGCUGCCACUUACAGACUUUUUGUAUGUAAUGCAGAAACUUCAAACCCAAAAUACUCUUAUUGUAUAGUUCUGACCAAACAUGUAACUGCUUCAACUUGAAAAGGCCUGUUUUUACAGUAGCAUCUUACCUCUUUUGAAGAAGAUGCCUGCAACAUGUUUAUAGAAUUCUCAGAGCUACCUGCUCCUGGUUGUCGGAGGCUUGUGAGGAUUGGCGAUGAUUUCUACUCUUUGUGAAAGUUGCAAAUACAGCCUGUGCGCGUAUAAUCUCUCAAAUAGUCUGUUGGAAAGCUGGUGUUACCUUCAAUGGUAUGGAAGGACUGCGACUUGUCAGUUUUUUUUUUUGACUUAAGCAUCUCAGAAUUUGGUGGUUGUUAAUUUAUAUUGAUCCAUAUUUAGGAAAUUCUGAAUAACUCAGAACUUCAGUGCCAACAACUCUUGUCAAAUACAUGUCAAGAAGUCAAGGACUUCAGCAGCAGUUUUUAUUUUGAAGUCUUGUCAUGUAAGAAAUAGGUCAGUAACAUCAUUUCUGUCUGCUCUGUCAAUUCUGUCACUGUGAAGGACGGAAUAUUCUUCCCAACUAAAGUCUGCAAGUUUUGAAUCCCUGUUAUCUUUUCAGGAAGUAUUGUAAUAAAAAAAAUAAGACACUAAAGGUGUGUAUUACUGUGAAGCCUGCCUUUUUUCUCUUCAGUACUGUUAUUCAGAACAGGUUCUUCGGAUACUUUUAACUUGGCAAAAGAAGCUCUGAACGCAAGUACCAUCUUCCUUGCCUGCAGAUUUUUAUUACACUUUUCGUGUUUCUUAAACAUUUCCCAUAUUUAUUCAUUCUAUUGUAUUUUUUUUCUUGCUUUAAACAGCAGCUUUCAUAGAAUAGUUUUUGUGGGUUCAGGCUAGAAGAUUGUCCAUCUUAACUUGAGAACUUAGAGAGUAAACUGAAUACGGAUGCUUUUAUGUAGUUAUAUGUGUGAUAGUACACUUCCUACUGAAAAUACAGAAGGGGAAAUUGUUAAUACUGUUGCAGUGACAGCAGCAGCCAUCAGGACUGCAGCUCACUUAGUUUUAUAACCUAAAUUGGAAAACUGUGAAAAUGAGCAGUAUCUUACAUUGUAUGAAACACUCAUGGUUGGCAUGAUAUUAUCCUAUAGAUCAUGGGAUACUGAAGUGAAAUGGGUGGCUUUAUGUAAUUUAAAGGUACUUUUUACAUCAUUGGAUGUGCAUUGGAAUUGGCAACCUGACUUAUUCCAGAAGCUGCUGCUAUCCUGAGUGGUUUCUGAAGCUACUGUGUGACUGUUUGUUUUCAACCUGGUUUCUGCAAGCAAUGUAAAAAAUCCAAAACUCUUGAAAAUUGUAAAUACUGUAAAUGCGUUGUUAUAUCUGUAUGUAGUGAAGAAAGGGUUGCUUUAUUCACUGUUUGUAUUAACAGAAUAUGUGAGGUUUAUAUAUUUGCAUUUCUUCUGUGAGUUUGAGAACCCUCGUUGCCUGUUUCUCAUAUAGCACUGCUGAACUGACGCUGGUGUGCUGUGCUUUUCUUCUUUGUUCUUCAUGACAUCGGUAGUGUUACAGUCUGCUUACAUACACCAGGCAGGUUUUGUCUCUUGAAAUGUAGCGAUGGGUGCACCUGUAACAUUUACUUUUAAACUCUGAAUACGUUUGCCAGGACACACACUUAUACUUGCACCUGAUAAGCUUGUUCUGGGAGUAAAUACCUAUUGGAUGUUUGGAUCCAGGUUCUAAUUUGUAUACUAAUUUUGAAGCUCUUUUCUAUGCAGAGUGGGAGAUUUUGAAUAUCUGAGACAAUGUUUUGAUUGUUUUAUUUCUAUUGAUUAUUUUCGUGCUAUUUAAAUAUACACUGCUUUUAAAUCUGGCUUCUGCAAUUAAUAUUUAAGAAAAAAAAAACCACCUACCUACCUGACGUGUUUUGUGGGAGGCUUAUUAACUGUCCAGCUGCACAGACCCAAUUUGUACUCUUAUUUAGUAAGCUAUAUAAUUGGAAUUGGACUUGGUGUGCAUACAGGGAUGUUGGGAGGGAAAUUUAUUAGAGGUUGAUUGAUUUAAUCUAAGGGAAAGUACUAGCCGUGUGCUAUUUACAGCCAAAAACAAAUCAGUCUUGACUGUGCUAUAAUAUCUGAGGUUUACUCCGGGCAUCCAAGAAGUGAACAUUUUCAUGCUCUGAACUGAAACCAGGAGCUAAUACUAGCAGAUUUUUGCUUGAUCCCAAGUUGGUAACGUACAACCAGACAGUGAAACGAAGCCAGGUGAAGAGCUGAGCACUUCCACGUACUAAGCUGUGGCAGCUGAAGUCUUGGUAGAUGUUCUGUUUUGUGUGCGUUCCCUGUAUUGUCUCUAUAAGUCACUGUUCUUAAUGUUGCUUUGUUAUUCUACCAUACUGCAGUUAAAUUGACCUGAAAUACUUGUACUGUUUCUUGGAAUGGAGAAAAGCAAUUUGUUCUUGUGAUACAAAUGACACUUUUGAUAUGCAUACAUUUCAUUACCGUGACUGGGGAAAAGCACAUUAUAAAAGAAAUGCUGUUUUAUCAGCACUUGAGUAUAUUUUGUAAGCUUUCAGAGUUGUUAAAAGACCUCUUGUAAGAUUCCAUUUUUAAGAGAAAGCCCCCCCCCCCUUUUUUUUUUCCUUAAGACAUUUUCGUAGUUUGUUCUUACGAUAUUAAAAGUCCAGGAAAUAA